Molecule: messenger RNA, 1418 nt
Organism: Kogia breviceps (pygmy sperm whale)
Lineage: Eukaryota; Metazoa; Chordata; Mammalia; Artiodactyla; Physeteridae
Source: RefSeq, a predicted model, not a curated record
GGAGGAGGAGCGGCGGCACCUGGGCGGCAUGCAAUGGGGAACUGCUGCUGGACGCAGUGCUUCGGGCUCCUCCGCAGGGAAGCUGGGCGGCUGCAGCGAGUAGGCGGAGGCGGAGGAUCCAAGUAUUUUAGAACAUGCUCAAGAGGUGAGCACUUAACUAUAGAGUUUGAGAAUCUAGUAGAAAGUGAUGAAGGGGAAAGCCCAGGAAGCAAUCAUAGGCCUCUUACUGAGGAAGAAAUUGUUGACCUAAGAGAGAAGCAUUAUGAUUCUAUUGUUGAAAAACAGAAAGAUCUUGAUAUGAAAAUCCAAAAAGAGUUAGCCUUACAAGAAGAGAAGUUAAGACUAGAAGAAGAAGCUUUAUACGCUGCACAGCGUGAAGCAGCCAGGGCAGCAAAGCAGCGAAAGCUCUUGGAGCAAGAAAGACAGAGAGUUUUGCAGCAAUACCAUCCUUCAAACAAUGGAGAAUAUCAAAGUUCAGAACCAGAAGAUGACUUUGAAUCUUGUUUGAGAAAUAUAAAGUCACAGUAUGAAGUUUUUCGAAGUAAUAGACUCUCAUCAGAUGCCACAGUUUUGACACCAAAUACAGAAAGCAGUUGUGAUUUAAUGACCAAAACUAAAUCAACUAGUGGAAAUGAUGACAGCACAUCUUUAGAUCUAGAAUGGGAAGAUGAAGAAGGAAUGAAUCGAACGCUUCCAAUGAGAGAACGUUCCAAAACAGAGGAAGACAUUCUCCAGGCAGCACUUAAGUAUAGCAGCAAGAAGACUGGAAGUAAUCCUACAUCAGCCUCUGAUGAUUCCAACGGGCUGGAGUGGGAGAAUGAUUUUGUUAGUGCCGAAAUGGAUGAUAAUGGCAAUUCCGAGUAUUCUGGAUUUGUAAAUCCUGUAUUAGAACUGUCUGAUUCUGGCCUAAAGCAAUAUGAUGUGGAUCAACAAAAACGGUAGGGAAAAAUUGUGUGAUCUUGUUUAUCACUUAUGACCAAAUGUUUAAAACCAACUAGAAUGUAUAAAUGGUUGUGCUGAGCCUUUUUGUAAGAGGGGAAGUAAGAAACAUGUUAUAAAUGCUUAUUAGAAAGGAAUAGGAAUGAUAGGUUAUAUCUGAAUUGCUUCAGAAUUAAGUGCAAUUUCAUCAUCUGCCUUCUGCUUUUCAAAAACAAUUUAAUGGUUCUGUCAUGUUAUUAAUUAAAUUUCUUUAACUCUUUUCUUCAUAGCAAUCCUGUUUAAUGUUUGUAGAUUUUCAGCUUUUAAAAUAGUUUUAUUAAUUUCACCAUGAAUGCUUUCUUAACUCUGUUUCAGUAGCUAACUGCGAAAAUACUAAGGCAUUAUGUAUUAAUUCUCAGCAGAUGCAAAGGGAGCAUGAGGAGGGACUACCAGAUUCAGAUUCAGAAUAGUGUUCCCUUUUCCAGCAUCAUUUAUUCCUA